AUGCCCAUAUAUAUCAUCGAUCGAAAAUUUUCAGAGAUUCCUGGUGAGGCGUUACAGCCAGCAGCUGAAGGAGUGUUGAGCAUGGUGGAGACCGUCCCCCCUAAAUCGGCUAAGAAGCCCCACUGGACCUCUCUGGAGAUCGGGCUGCUCACCAUCGUCUCCCUCCUCUUCAUCGUAAUAUUGGCCCUCAUCGUCCUCUUCGCCACAAAGAGGACUGACAAUGGUGUCUGCACCACGGCGGACUGCACUCAGGCAGCGUCUCGUCUGAUAGAGAACAUGGAUGCCAAUGUGGACCCGUGUGACAACUUCUACCAGUACGCCUGUGGAGGCUGGUUGAAGAAGAACAUCAUCCCAGAGACCAGCUCCCGAUACAGCACCUUCGACAUCCUACGAGACGAACUGGAGGUGGUCCUGAAAGAUGUUUUGGAGAAAAGCGUGGAGGGGGAGGCCAGUGCCCUCACUAAAGCCAAGACCCUCUACAGAUCCUGCACCAAUGAGAGUCAGAUUGAGAAAAGGGGCGGAGCUCCUUUACUAGACAUGCUCCCUAAUGUAUUUGAGUGGCCAAUAGCAACAGACAACUGGGAGAGCGUCUAUGGUGAAAGAUGGAGGUUGGAGGAUGCCAUUGCCAUACUAAAUGAAAAAUACGGAACUCAUGUCUUGGUUAACUUUUUUAUCGGCACUGAUGACAAAGACUCCAAUUCACACAUCAUUCAUUUUGACCAGCAAACCAGCCUUGGCCUCUUAUCCAGAGAUCACUAUAGCUGUACUGGGUCCUAUGCAGAGCCAUGUAGAGCAUACAAACAGUUCAUGAUAGACGUGGCCAAGCUGAUCCGCACCGACCGCAGCCUAGUGGUCAACGAGACCCAGAUCAGAGAGGAGGUCACCAGGGUCAUUGAGCUGGAGAAGGACAUCGCCAAUGCCACUGAUACUCCAGAGGACCGUAACAACCCAGUUCUCCUCUACAACAACAUGGAGCUGGGUGUUCUCAAUGCUAACUUCAGCCUGGAGGUCGACACACAAGUGUUUAACUGGAGUGACUUCACCAGGAAGAUCAUGGGGACGGUCGGCAUCACUGUGCUUGACACAGAGAGUGUCAUCAACUACGCACCUAACUACUACAGACGACUCAACCCCGUCCUGGCCAAGUACACUAAGAGAGACCUGCAGAAUUACAUGGUGUGGCGUUUUGUCAUGAACAUGGUGGUGGGUCUGAGCAGGCAGUACAGGGACACCAGGAAAGCCUUCCGCAAGGCGCUGUACGGUACCACGUCGGAGGCAGCGGUGUGGCGGCAGUGUGCCAUCUACGUCAACAACAAUAUGGACAACGCAGUAGGAAGACUGUACGUAGAGGAGGCCUUCUCUGGGGAGAGCAAAGAACUGAUGGAAGAGAUGAUCUCUGUGAUCCGGGAGGUGUUCAUCAGUAACUUAGACCACCUAAGAUGGAUGGAUGUAGAGACCAAGAAGGCUGCUGAGGAGAAGGCACAAGCUAUCCGAGAGCGGAUUGGCUACUCCAACAACAUCAAGAAUGACACCUACCUGAAUAACGAGUAUAAAAAUUUGAGCUACAGCGCAGAGGAGUACUUUGAGAAUAUCCUUCAGAACCUGGAGUACAUACAGAAGAAACGUCUGAGGAAGCUACGGGUCAAAGUCAACAAAGAAGAAUGGGUAACGGGAGCAGCCAUUGUCAAUGCUUUCUACUCUUCAAGCAAAAACCAAAUAGUGUUUCCAGCAGGCAUCCUACAGCCUCCGUUCUUCGGUAAAGGCCAGACCAAGUCUCUGAAUUUUGGCGGUAUCGGCAUGGUGAUCGGACAUGAGAUCACUCACGGGUUCGAUGACAACGGUCGUAACUAUGAUAAAGAUGGUGACCUGAAGGAUUGGUGGACGCCAACCUCCACCCAGAACUUUGUGAAUCUGUCCAAGUGCAUGGUGGACCAGUAUGGAAGCUUCUCCUGGGACCUGGCCAACGGACUGAAUCUCAAUGGGAAUAACACUCUGGGAGAGAACAUUGCAGACAACGGUGGGAUUCGCCAGUCGUACCAGGCCUACCUGAACUAUGUGGAGAAGAAUGGGAAUGAGCCUCUCCUGCCUGGAAUAAACCUCAACCAUCAACAACUCUUCUUUCUCAACUUUGCUCAGGUGUGGUGUGGAACACAUCGACCACAACAAGCUGUCAACUCCAUCAAAGUAGAAGUACACAGUCCAGGGAAGUUCAGGGUCCUGGGGUCUCUCCAGAACUUCCCAGAGUUUGCCAAGGCCUUCAACUGUCCCAAGAACAGCUACAUGGUGCCUGACAAUAUCUGCCGAGUCUGGUGA
This is a messenger RNA of Salvelinus namaycush (lake trout), 2313 nucleotides long. Its product is annotated as neprilysin-like. Gene Ontology annotation, cellular component: plasma membrane. The transcript has 23 exons. The record is from RefSeq and is a predicted model, not a curated record. Bases 1 to 2313 code for a protein of 770 amino acids. NCBI's taxonomy places the organism in Eukaryota, Metazoa, Chordata, Actinopteri, Salmoniformes, Salmonidae. Gene Ontology annotation, biological process: protein processing; amyloid-beta clearance. Gene Ontology annotation, molecular function: metalloendopeptidase activity.